Messenger RNA from Danio rerio (zebrafish), 1327 nucleotides. RefSeq names its product ankyrin repeat domain 16 (gene ankrd16). Lineage: Eukaryota; Metazoa; Chordata; Actinopteri; Cypriniformes; Danionidae. Gene Ontology annotation, cellular component: cytoplasm; nucleus. The record is from RefSeq and is marked validated.
ACAUUUCAACCAACCAUACAGUAGUAAACACACUGGAAGUCUCUAUUUACACCAUUCUGCUUGUAAUGCAUCUCAUGUGUAAUGUUACAUUGCUAACAUUCUAAACUAUUUAUUUAGGAGACCUUAACUGAGCUAAAUGGAGGAAGAAAACACAGUCAAGCUCUUAAUCAAGGCAGUUCAGCACGGAGAGCUGUGCACAGUCAAACAACAUCUUAAUGAGCUCGCCGACAACAAACAGACAGUCAUUUACACUCAUUUCGGGAAAUCUGGAGAUACCGUACUCCACUAUGCGGCCAGACACGGACAUGUAGACAUUUUACGUUAUUUGGUUGAAGAGCUCAACAUGGAUAUUGAAGUGUACAACAGCGACUAUAAGCGAGCUCUGCACGAGGCUUCCUCAAUGGGUCAUUAUGAGUGUGUGCGGUUUCUCAUAUGCAGAGGAGCGAAAGUAGACAGUCUGAAGAAAGCAGAUUGGACCCCUCUUAUGAUGGCCUGUACCCGACGAAACCUCGAGGUCAUCCAGGAGCUGCUGGAUUACGGUGCCGAUCCAACGCUGCAGAACAAAGAUGGAUGGAGCUCAUUCCACAUCGCCUGCAGAGAAGGAGAUCCAGCCAUCAUAAACCACCUCCUCCUGGCCAAACCUGACAUCUGGAAGACAAAGAGCAAGACUGGCAGGACGCCCCUCCACACUGCUGCUAUGCAUGGCUGUGAGGAUGCAGUGAAGAUCCUGCUUCAAAGGUGUUGUUACGAGCCUGAUGAAAAGGACAGUUGUGGAGUCACACCAUUUAUGGAUGCCAUAAGAAAUGGGCACAUAGCUGUUGCUAAACUGCUUCUCGAGGAUCACCAGGCAUCUCCCUCAGCAGUAGAUAUUCUCGGCGCACAGCCCUUACACCAGGCCUCUGUCACUGCUCAAGAAGAAGCGCUUUCCUUUCUCGUUCAUCAUCUUGGCAUGGAUAUAAACUCAAGAGCCACAAAACUGGAGCUGACUGCAUUGCACUACGCUGCUAAGGAAGGUCACACGAGCACCAUAAAAACACUGCUCGCCCUGGGCGCCGAUCUACACGCAAGAGAUGCAAAAGGCAGAUCAGCUCUACAUAUGGCCUGCAUUGGUCAGCACGUGGAUACCGUUCGGAUGCUACUGCAGAUGGGACUCACGGAUACUGAAGACAACACAGGGAACACAGCAAGACAGUAUGCCAUAAAGCCUCAUAUUAAAGACGUGUUUGAAAAUCUUGCAACCUAAACGCUGUGACAAGUGGAUCAAUCGUUACUUUAAAAUAAUAAUAAUAAGUAAAAACACAAACUGCAAAAUAAAGAUCAUGUGGGG